Molecule: messenger RNA, 2440 nt
Organism: Aureobasidium vineae
Lineage: Eukaryota; Fungi; Ascomycota; Dothideomycetes; Dothideales; Saccotheciaceae
Source: the annotation of a GenBank genome assembly
GCUCUCGGUGGACAUGAUGGACACGGGCUCACAGCAAAAACGUAAGAGGGCAAGUCGAAAGAACACCCCGAAACGGUUCAGAUGUGAAUAUGAGGGUUGCACAAAGCCAAAACAAUUGUUCCAAUGCCAGGUUGAAGGUUGUGAUCAGACCUUCGUGCGUCUUGACCUUUGCAUGAGGCACCAAGCCAGACACGACGAAGUCUCAAGAGCGACGGUACACAAUGUUGGUGCGGUGGUUUUCGAAAAUACGAGUAACACUGGUUUGAUAGACCAUGUUCAAGAAGUGAAUUCGAGUUUUCAUCAAGAGGCUGGUACAGCUGUGACCUAUGGCCCUCCAACAGAUGCGAUCAACGCCACAGAUUCGCAUCUGAACAUAUCACCGGGCGUGGAAACAGGAAUACCCGGCUGGAUGCAGGACCAGAUACUGGAGAACCAUGCUGGAUCUGUAACAACUUCUUAUCAACCUGGGAACGGCAACUUUGUGUCUUGGUUGUUUGAUAGCCCUGGUUCUCAGCAGCAGAAUUUCGAUCUAUCAAACUAUCUACCCUACGUAGACUUUGGUCUUGAUUACUGCUCUCCCAUGAACGACCUUUGGCAGUUUGACUCCAACCAGGGUACUAUCAACGCUUCUGUCGGAAACUCAUUGGCUGCACCAACAGUGGCUGAUACGUUGUGUGAGAUCCCUGGCGAUCGCUGCUUGAAUAGUCAUGUGCGUGUGUCUACCAAGUGUAGAUCCAGGAUCGUUCAGAGCAUCAAUUCGUUUCUGGAGAAGAAACGCCCACCAGGGCUGCAAGAAGCUGUUGGAAAUGAGGGGUUGUUGUUCAGUACUGACGGAAAAGACCUACCAAACUUGACAAGGAAAGUUCUGGAAAACUGCUUAUCUAGCUUCUGGUCGUACGUGGCAGUUCAGCUGCCUGUCAUCCACCAACAAACUUUCUCGAGUGACGACUGCCAAAUGCUGCUUCUUCUCGCGAUACUCAUGCUGGGUGCGGGCCAAGUUGUGCGUCUAAACCCAAUCAGAACACGAAACGACUAUCGCGCUCUUGCCGACCUCUUAGCGAUCAAUCUUCGAUGGGAUAUCUUUCCAGAAGCUGAACCUCCCAUAACACUGUGGGUAGCUCAGGCACUCUUGUUGCUUGAGUUCUACGAGAAAAUGUUCUCAUCCCGUCGCCUUCACGAGCGCGCAUACAUUCAUCACGCUUCGACUCUAGCUUUGCUACGGCGUGGCAGUCCCAUGGUCGGCCAUGCUGAGGAUGAAGAGCCUCCAACGCGGUGCCCCUCGCCUGGGACGACUCCACAACAUAUAACUGGAACUUCAAAACAACUCAGCUGGUUUCAACGCUGGGCGCGUAACGAGUCAUGGCACCGUGUCGUCUUUGCGGCUUUGCAUAUGGAUACUCUGCACGCUGUGGCUUUUGGACAUGAAAGUUCGCUUCUGCCAUACGAGGUUCGACUUCCACUGCCGUGUGAUGAUUCAAUAUGGUCUGCCCAGAGUCCUGAGGAUGUCUGGAGAUUAGAGGAGACAUUCUCAAUGCACGGCAUCAGUCAGCAACUCUUCCUUGACAGUUUGAAAAGAUGCCUGCACGGACACGAGGUACACUCGAACCACGGCGCUCGCAUCAUCCUUGGUUCUGGCCUUCUGAAUAUUGGCUGGCAGUUGAGGCGCAGAGAAAGAAACCAGCAGUUCUUGGAGUCGAUUCCAUCAGCUCGUGAACAAGAGCGGUGGCGAGUCCUGCUUCUCGAUGCGUAUACCCAUUGGUGUCAAAGCUUUCAGAAGGCGCUUGAAAAGUCCAAAACGCAUAGUCGGAAGCUUGAAAACAUCAGGGACGUGGUGACCAAUCCAGCAAUUAUCUAUCGUCUGGCAUAUAUCACCUCACAUGUUGAUAUUCUGGAUGCUCAGGUAUAUGCAGGCUCGAAGCGUUUACUCGGCCGCAAGAUAACUGAUAAGGAUUAUCUCGGCUGCUCAACAAGAAUGCACAGUUGGGCUACAACCAGCUCGGCCAGAUUGGCUGUCGUCCACGCUUUCGAGCUGCUCAACGAGACUCUGGUAAAUGCGGACUCGAGGAUCAUGACACAGACGCCUGAGCAAGUCACGGCGACACACUAUACUUGCCGCGCUGAUGCGGCUAUUUAUCGCCCUUGGGUCUUGUAUCUGGCUGCGUUGACGAUAUGGUCGUAUCAGUAUGCAUUAAGGACCGCAACCAUCGCAUCGCAAACAGCAUCAGGUCCAGAUCGAGUUUUGUCUCAAAGUGUUGCCUGCGACUACAUUCGAAGGUGUGCUCAAUCGGAGAUCGACAGUUUUCCUAAUCAGUUGUCUGCCCAGGGUUGUGGUGCAAUAUGCAAGCUUCUGGCUGAAGACUUUGCCUACUCGGAAUGGGAGCUGCUGUUGGAAGCCUCCAAGAUACUCGAUUCGUGUGCAAUCGUGAUCCUGGACAGAAGU